Molecule: messenger RNA, 1371 nt
Organism: Nematostella vectensis (starlet sea anemone)
Lineage: Eukaryota; Metazoa; Cnidaria; Anthozoa; Actiniaria; Edwardsiidae
Product: translation machinery-associated protein 16
Exons: 7
Coding region: 106-666 (186 amino acids)
Cellular component (GO): nucleus
Source: RefSeq, a predicted model, not a curated record
CGCAUGCGCUCCAGCUGUGUGCCGAGCAAAUGGCGGGCGCGUAGAGACACGUGAUAAUAUAGAAAAUUCAAAACAUUAGCAAACUGAGUACAGAUACAUCACAAAAUGCCGAAAGCGUUCAAAGUUCGUAGCCAAAUCAAGAAAGCUAUUCAUCCAAAUUCAAGGAAGGCGUCCCAGCUCGCUAGAUCUGCCCAUCGCGACGAGAAACUGCAGAGAAAAAAAGAUGAAAGAACACACAUGCUUGAGGUGAAAGUUGGUGAUAAAUGUCGGUGGUUUUAUGAGCAUAUUGAUGACACCAAGACAAGAUAUACGGCACAGGAGGUCCGGGACUUGAUUGAAAUGUAUCUACACCGGUUUGACGAUGAGCUCCAGAAGAUUGAGGAGCUCAACAAUGUUGUCAAAGGUCGCCAGAGAAUGCAUGUCAACAAAGAGGAUGCCAUGAGAACCAUCAUUAAAGUUGAGAGAGAGCUUUUCUCAACUGGAGGCCUUGAAAUCCCUGAUCUGACAUCUGCAAAAAACUUUGAGCUUUUCAAAAUCUGGAACUGUGACAUGAAGAACUUUGCUCCAAUCAAAAUGAAAUUAUUCUCCAACACCCAGUCGUCCAAAGAAUCAGAUGCCUCAAAUGAAAUUACAGAAAACACAACUGAAAUGGAAGCAAAAAACUGACGUUAUCAACUUGAACAUUGUUUUAACCUGUUAUAAUUAUAAAUAUGUCAAAGGGUUUUUAAUCAUGGUAAAACCAUGAUUUUUCCCCAGGGCCCUUCAAAGGCGUGAGGUCUUUUAGAGCAGCGAGUGAGUUACCAGAUGCUAUCUUUGGUUCAUUUUUUUAUGUCUGAAUGUUUUAUUAAGGGCCUGAUAUACAUGUUUUUCUAAUAUGUUCAAAGUAGCGUGACCUACGUAUUGCACUACGAUGGCUUGUUGCGUGACAAUGGCUUGUGACAAAGGUCGGUUGCGUGACAAUGGUCUGUUGGGUGACGUUGGCUUGUGACAAUGGUCUGUUGCGUGACAAUGGCCUGUUGCGUGACAAUGUUGUGACAUGACGUGCUGUGUAACAUUGCUUUUUCGUGGCAAGUACCUAUUGCGGUACAAGGUCUUAAAGCAUGGCAUCUCGAUGCAUAGACCUUGUUGAUCGAGCUCGCAAGCCAUAAAGUGAUAGAAAAAAUUGAGACGAUUCGCAAAGUGUUAUGAUGUUUCUGAGCGGGCCAUACGGGAAUAUGAGGCCUACUUAUCAACUAACGAGAGUGGGCUUAUCAGGUUGGCACGUGAAAUGGUCUCGUUUUCAGUCUGUGCUGAAUCUAGGUGGAGGGGGGGUAUUACUUACUAAGAGAACAAUACCACAAUAAACAUAAUAAAAACUUUAUUUCGAGGUCA